GUAUGUGUACAGUUAAAUAUUGUAUAGGCCUCAUUGACAUGUCUGUAUAAAAUAUUUUAGAUACUAUAGUAUUAUUAUACUAAAACAAUCAAUGAAACCUAUUGGAUAACACAGUAUUAUGCUAAAUAGUCCGGAAACAGCAACAGGUUCAAUACGAUUUUAACAAGGUCAGAAGAGUUCUCCAGAUCAAUAAUAACUUGUUGUUACAUUGAUCAGUGUAUAAAAAGCUAAUGUAGUGAACCAACAUUCACAGACUGGCAAAGGGAGGAGACUGAUUAUUUCACAUAAGAACUCCUUUUUCUAGAAUUAACUUCAGUUUUACAAUUGUAUACUGAUUCUAACAAAAAGCUCAAUAUGAGUCAUCAUCACUCUUCAUGGCGAGAGCACCACUGUGUCCCUGGAGACACCAACUGCACCGCAAGCUUUAAGGAAUCCUUAAGCAGCAGGAACUACAAGUUACACCACGUGCCUUUCCAUGGACCGACCCAUAGUCACCACCAUGAGCUUCCACACCCUUUCCCCACUGUGGAUGUUCCUGAUCAUGCCCACUACAUCAUCGGCUCUGUCAUCUUAAUAGUUGGCAUCACCGGAGUGAUGGGGAACGCACUGGUGAUCUACGUGUUCUGCCGAAGCAACAGUCUUCGCACUGCGGGGAACAUGUUUGUGGUGAACCUGGCUGUGGCCGACCUCUUCAUGUCUCUCACCCAAGCACCUAUGUUCUUUGUGGCCAGCCUGCACAAGCGCUGGGUGUUCGGCGAGCGUGUUUGCGAGCUCUACGCCUUCUGCGGUGCCCUCUUCGGGAUCUGUUCCAUGAUGACUUUGACUGCAAUUGCUGCCGAUCGCUGCCUUGCUAUAACUCAGCCGCUUGCGCUCGUGAGCAAAGUCAGCCGACGCAAAGCCGGUGCAGUAUUAGCUGUUGUGUGGCUCUAUUCCCUGGGCUGGAGCCUUCCGCCCUUUUUUGGCUGGAGUGCCUAUGUCCCUGAAGGCCUUCAGACCUCCUGUUCUUGGGACUACAUGACCUUCACUCCAUCGGUACGUGCAUACACCAUCCUUCUUUUCAUUUUUGUGUUCUUCAUCCCCUUAGGGAUCAUUGGUAGUUGCUACUUUGCCAUUUUCCAAGCUAUCCGAGCAGCAGGGAGGGAGAUAAGGGAGCUGAAUUGUGGAGAAACCCAUAAGGUCUAUAAACGUAUGCAGAAUGAAUGGAAGAUGGCUAAGGUUGCCCUUCUGGUGAUUUUGCUCUUUGUAAUAUCCUGGUCACCGUACUCCGUGGUGGCUCUUACCGCAACUGCUGGUUAUUCCCAUCUCCUCACCCCUUACAUGAAUUCAGUACCUGCUGUUAUUGCCAAAGCCUCAGCCAUCCACAAUCCCAUCAUCUACGCAAUCACACAUCCUAAAUACCGGGCAGCUAUUGCGCGUUACAUUCCAAUACUCCGCCGUAUUCUCCGCGUAAAGGAGAAGGACCUCCGUUCUUCUUUCAGUUCCAGCAGUGCCCUCUGCUCCCGUCGUCCGACCCUCACCAGCCAAUGUUCAACGGAGGUCAGUGUCGGAAAUGCAGCACGGGUUAACGGCCGCUGGGGAAAGACCCGCUUGUCUUCUGCUUCAGACACUGAUUCGUACUGGACUGAGAGCGAGGCUGAAGGUUCCAGUGUGAAUUCCACAACUUUUGGUCGUCGUGUGUCCACAGAGAUCUCUUCAGAUACAGCCAUUCCUUCAACAGAGUCAAGCACUACCACCGCAAGAGGGCACAGAGCAGAAAAAUCAGACAAGGUUUUAAGCAUACCUGUGCCCUUUAUUGCUUUCGGAACAGAUUCAUCAGACAGGGAGCCUGUAUCUGAUGGAAAGACGUUCCUCCUUGAGGGGGACCUCAGGGAAUAAUGUAGUGCUUUAGAAGACUAGCUGGGUGUUUGUUACCGUAGUAGCAGUCACUUUAAAUUUGGCUAAAUAUAUAUUUUUAUAAACAGGCUACAGUGGCGGCCAGUGAAUUAGUUUUCGAGGGCGCACAAUGCAAAGCUUGUCACAACAUGUAUUUAGCCCGUCAUGUGUGUGACUCCUCAUGUCAAAAUAUGUGUUUGGCACGUCAUAAACUAUGUGCAUCACGCAUCAUGCCAAAAUACGUGCCUGCUGCCGAUGCUUUGAAGGGGUUUAUGAUUACGCUAAUUUUUGCCAGAUACUCGCCUAAUAUUACAUGUAAUCAGAGUUUAGUGUGAGUGUAAAUGAGUGUCUUGCGAGUAUUUUGUGAACUGAGCGUCUCUUUUAUCAUAAACCCUUUCGACGGGUGUGUAGCAGGCACUUAUUUUGACAUGACGCAUGAUGCACAUAGGUUCACAUGACGAGCAACACUCGACACUCCGAACACAUAUUUUGAAUUUGUGCCCCUCGGCACAGGCUGUAUACCUAUUCUUAUGUCGUGUUGAUUUUGAAUAAAAAAAUAUAUAUAUAGGUUAUGUGUGAAUUUAAAAAGCGUGUUUAGAUUAUUUUAAAUUAUUUAGCUAAAAAAAGUCUGUUAAAAUGUAUAAAACUUUAGCUUCUUAGUAAUUUUCUAUUUGAAUAUUCUAGGGAAUGGAGUAAGUACAUUUGUGUAAAUAAAUGUAUGUAAAUUGUGUUUGGU
This is a messenger RNA of Misgurnus anguillicaudatus (oriental weatherfish), 2608 nucleotides long. RefSeq names its product opsin 4.1 (gene opn4.1). Lineage: Eukaryota; Metazoa; Chordata; Actinopteri; Cypriniformes; Cobitidae. Gene Ontology annotation, molecular function: G protein-coupled receptor activity. Gene Ontology annotation, cellular component: membrane. The record is from RefSeq and is a predicted model, not a curated record. Gene Ontology annotation, biological process: G protein-coupled receptor signaling pathway; visual perception.